Messenger RNA from Amborella trichopoda, 1463 nucleotides. It is a transcript of the gene UFD1, whose product is annotated as ubiquitin fusion degradation 1. Lineage: Eukaryota; Viridiplantae; Streptophyta; Magnoliopsida; Amborellales; Amborellaceae. Gene Ontology annotation, molecular function: polyubiquitin modification-dependent protein binding. The record is from RefSeq and is a predicted model, not a curated record. Gene Ontology annotation, cellular component: VCP-NPL4-UFD1 AAA ATPase complex. Gene Ontology annotation, biological process: ubiquitin-dependent protein catabolic process; ERAD pathway.
UCCAAGAUGCCUAACAACAGUAAUAAGGAAGCGCAAGCACGCCUCCCAGCAAACGACCGACGAGAGGGGAUUCUCCUGCGUUACCUCUCUCUACAGCGCUCUGGUUUAUCUCUCUGCGCUAUCUCUGGUGAUUAAAGAGGAGGAAUUUCUGGUUCUGAAUUCAGUCCACUGGUUCAACAAUGUUUUUUGAAGGCUAUGGCUUCCAUGGCACAUCAUUUGAACAGACUUAUCGUUGCUACCCUGCAUCUUUUAUUGAUAAGCCACAGUUAGAAAGUGGUGACAAAAUUAUCAUGCCUCCCUCUGCCCUUGACCGCCUUGCAUCUCUGCAUAUUGACUAUCCCAUGUUGUUUGAGCUUCGUAAUCCUGCUACUGAGCGGGUUUCUCAUUGUGGUGUUCUAGAGUUCAUUGCUGAAGAAGGCAUGAUAUAUGUGCCAUAUUGGAUGAUGGAAAACAUGCUCUUACAAGAGGGGGAUGCUGUGAAAGUGAAAAAUGCAACCCUUCCAAAGGGCGAAUAUGUGAAAUUGCAACCUCAUACAAUGGACUUUUUAGAUAUCUCAAACCCAAAAGCCAUCUUGGAGACAACAUUGCGGAACUUCUCCUGUUUGACCACUGGUGACAGCAUUAUGGUUGCCUAUAAUAAUAAGAAGUAUUACAUUGACAUUGUGGAAACAAAGCCGUCUUCUGCUAUUAGUAUCAUCGAGACAGAUUGUGAGGUGGACUUUGCUGCUCCUCUUGAUUACAAGGAGCCUGAAAAACCGGUGCCUUCAAGCAUCCCUUCAUCAAGCAAAGCACCUGCUCAAGUUGAGGAAGAACCUGCAACGGAAGAACCCAAGUUCAACCCAUUUACCGGUGUUGGACGGCGGUUGGAUGGGAAGCCAUUAAAGUAUUCAGAGGCACCCAAUCCUUCCAACAAUGCCAAGGAGAAGGCAUCCGCAAUUACAAGCAGUAAGCAGCAACCAACUGUGCCCACUUCAUCUAGUGGUGCAUCUCGCCAGCCUUCGGGAAAGCUAGUAUUUGGUGCAAAUUCAAGUCAUGCUCCAAAAGAAUCUCCAAAGGUUGCUGCAAAAACUGCUCCGACAGAGCCUCCAAAGAAGGAAGAACCAAAAUUCCAAGCAUUUUCAGGGAAGAAAUACUCAUUGAAGGACUGAUUAUGUAAAUGACUGCUUGCAUGCUCACUGUUAUUGUUCUCGCUAGGUUGCUGCAAAAGCUGCUCCGACAGAGCCUCCAAAGAAGGAAGAACCAAAAUUUCAAGCAUUUUCAGGGAAGAAAUACUCAUUGAAGGACUGAUUAUGUAAAUGACUCUUUGCACAGACUCUGAUAUCUGGUAAUCUCAAAGGUAGUGGAUGGUAACUUGAUGUACAUUGUUAUGUCACAUUUUUAGGGCCUGUUUGGGUACACGGCUUUUAAAGCAUGGAUUCCUAAUAUCUUGGAUAUUGCCAAUGUCCACUAUUUGGAUUGCUUAA